Molecule: messenger RNA, 1161 nt
Organism: Zophobas morio
Lineage: Eukaryota; Metazoa; Arthropoda; Insecta; Coleoptera; Tenebrionidae
Product: cathepsin B-like
Exons: 5
Coding region: 32-964 (310 amino acids)
Cellular component (GO): lysosome
Molecular function (GO): cysteine-type endopeptidase activity
Source: RefSeq, a predicted model, not a curated record
UUUUAAAAGUUAUUUUUAAAGUAGAAGGAACAUGAAAUUUAUAUUUAUCAUCAUCUCAAUUCUUGUAAUAGUUGUUGCAACUUUCAGCAAAGAGAGUCCACAUUUUAAUAUUAACACUUCUGGCCCUUUAAUUAAUCACGUAACUAAUAUUCCUCUUAGACAAGAAAUCAAGCGUUCUUUGCCAACUAAAAUCCACUCUGUGGAUCUGAAGGCAAUUCCAGAAUCUUUUGAUGCCAGAGAAGCUUGGCCACAAUGUGCGUCAGUAAUUGGAGAUAUUAAAGACCAAGGAGGAUGUGCUGCUGGUUGGGCAUUCGCCGCCAUUGGAACAAUAAACGAUAGAAUUUGUAUCCACUCAAAUGCGACUAUACAGAUGAAUAUUUCGGCUCUAGAUUUGCUUACUUGCUGUAGUGAUUGUAAUUAUGGCUGCACUGGAGGACGUCCAGUUGAAGGCUGGUAUUAUUGGUCUUCAACUGGUGUCGUCACUGGGGGAAAAUAUGGCACAAAUGACGGCUGUAAAGCUUAUUCAAUUGAACCAUGUGAUCAUUACGUUGAUGGUUCGUGCGAAUUUAUGGGAUAUGCUCCUGACUGCGUAAAGGCUUGUGAUGAGGGGUCUUCUUUAGAAUACGACUCUGAUUUAAAAACUGGUGCACCGUAUUACGUUGUACAGACAGAAGCUCAAAUACAAACCGAAAUUAUGACUAAUGGACCUGUUGCAGCUUCAUUUGACAUGUAUCAAAAUCUUUUGAGUUACAAAAGCGGUGUAUAUCAACAAGUCACUGGAUGGAUUGUCAGACGAGAAGCUGCUAAGCUUAUUGGUUGGGGAGUGGAAGAAGGUGUUCCUUAUUGGUUAGCUGCAAAUUCUUUGAACGACAACUGGGGUGAAAAUGGUUACUUUAAGAUUUUACGUGGAUCUAAUUUUUGCGACAUUGAGUCUGAACCACUCGCUGGAAUUCCGAAACUUUAGAUUAUAAAAUGCAAUACCAAAUAAAACUGCAAAUAUUUCACUAGACCAUAUUAAUACAAUCACUUGCUGGUUUGCCGAAAUUUAAGAUUAUAUACUCUACUGUAAAAUCUGCAGAUUUUAAUGUGGAUAACGUUAAUAUCAUUUGUCACAAACACUGUCAUGUUUUGCACUGAUAAAUAAAACGUAGUUUGUCAAAC